Molecule: messenger RNA, 3616 nt
Organism: Lottia gigantea (owl limpet)
Lineage: Eukaryota; Metazoa; Mollusca; Gastropoda; Lottiidae
Exons: 19
Coding region: 1-2727 (908 amino acids)
Molecular function (GO): Hsp90 protein binding
Source: RefSeq, a predicted model, not a curated record
AUGGGUGAUAGUACUGUAUUAAAAGAGGAAGGGAACCAGUAUUUUAAAUCAGGAGAAUUGGACAAAGCGUUAGCUAGCUACACUAAAGCUCUAGAGAUCCCUAACCUCAAAGACUCAGAAAAAGCUGUCCUGUAUAAAAACAGAGCUGCAGUUUAUUUAAAGAAAAAUGAUUUUGGAAAUACUAUCAAAGAUUCUAGUGCUGCCUUAGAUCUGGCACCUAAUGAUCCCAAAGCUUUAUUCAGAAGAUGCCAGGCAUAUGAAAGUUCGGGAAAACUUGAAGAAGCGUUCCGUGAUGCUGCCUUAUUAAUGAAAGUAGAUCCUGGAAACUCAGCUAUUGUUCCUACAUUUAAACGAUUAAAUCCUGUCAUUCAACAAAGGGUAAAAGAACAGAACAGUAUGACAAAUAAAGUGACUCAGAUGUUUAAAUUCGCUUUUGAUCCAGAAUGUGAGGACAAAGAAAAGAGAAAACAGGCAAUCAAUAACCUAAUCGUACUUAGCAGGGAAGGGGCCUCAGCUAACAUGAUCUGUAAAUAUAACGGAAUAGAACGUGUGAAAACAUUACUGGAUGAUAAAGACUGUGCUAUGAUGGUGGGAGGUGUUCGUAUUCUUGCCUGUCUUGGUAAAGAAAGCGAAGAAAGAGUAAAGAUCAUUGAUAAAAUAGGUGUACAGAAAAUAAUGUCCUUGAUGGGAGUGAACAAUGAAGAAGUCUCCACGUCAUGUUGUCAUCUUCUACAGAAUUUAAUGACUUACGGUUCAGAGUUUGAUAAAUUUACUGAACAUGAAUACAGUGAGAAAUAUAUAGAUGAAAUAUUUUAUACCCUCAUCAAAAUGUUGAUAAAUAAAAAAGUGUCUGGUUAUGGCCGUGAUUCAGCCAUGGAGAUAAUGAUUAAACAUAUUGAAAGAUUGGAUGGUAUUGGCUGGAUGAAAAAAUUCCUCGCGACAGAAGGUAUUGAGAAUUUGUUAACGGUAGCUGGAACAUUAAAAGUGCACAAUACCAUCCCAGUGACAGAGCAUUCGAGAAUGCAUGCAUCUGUUGCGUUGUCUAAAGUUUGGGAUGACACUAUGAGUGACAGAGAAAGAGAGAUUUUUAAGGACAAAUGUAGUGACUAUUUCAAAGACUUGUUUACAGAUGAAAUUAUGGAGUCCAAAAUCGAAGCUGUGGAAGCCAUUUCUACUCUUUUACAAGGUCCAUAUGAAGUUGGAAACAUGAUAAUUGGUGCUGAAGGAGUGGUUCAGUUGAUGUUUGCCCUGGCCAGUAGUGAGAACCCUUUACAUCAACGUAUUGCAGUGGAGGCUAUUGUACACUCAGCAUCCAAAAAGAAUCGAUGUUCAGGUAUAUUGAAAGAGGCAGUGCCAAUCUUGAAGAAGCUGUAUCAAACUGGUGAAGAUGAAACUAGAGUCAGAGCUCUUGUGGGUUUAUGUAAACUAGGAAGUUUUGGAGGGACGGAUGCCACCUCGAAACCAAUGGCUGAUGGAUCAACUUUGACCUUAGCCAGAGUCUGUAGAAAUUUUCUGAAGAAAGCAGCGUUUGAUAUGAGAAGAUGGGCAGCAGAAGGCAUGGCCUACCUGUCAUUAGAUGCUGAAGUGAAAGAAGAACUGUUAGAAGAUGCUGAAGCUAUUGAAGCUCUCUUUGAUGUGGCUAAGAAAAUUGAGAAGAAUAGAGUAUAUGCUACUAUAACAAUAUUUGUUAACCUAACUAACAGUUAUGAUAAACCUGAUAUUAUGCCUGAACUUAUAGAAAUGGCUAAAUUUGCUAAACAACAUGUCCCUGAAGAACAUGAAAAGGAUUCUAGUAAAUAUCUUACAGCCAGGAUUCAGAAACUAGCCAAACUAGGUGUUGUCAAUGCUUUAGUUGCCAUGGCUAGAACAGACAGUAAGGGCAGCCGAGAAUUACUUACAAGAGUGUACAUGGGACUGGCUACAGAAGAAAAAUUACGAGGGUUAAUAGUCCAGCAAGGUGGCGCCAAGAGCUUACUACAACUGGUAGAAAAUAAUACAGAAAUUGGUAAAUGUCUAGCUGCUCAUGCAUUAGCUAAGAUAGCUGUUACCAUGGAACCACAGACAGCCUUUCCAGGACAACGCAUCUAUGAGGUAGUACGGCCAUUAUUAACCCUGUUAAAAACAGAACGGUCCAGUCUACAGAAUUUUGAAGCUCUUCUAGCUCUGACUAAUCUAGCAUCACAUUCAGACUCUGUUAGGAAUCGUAUUAUAACAGAGAAAGGGAUAACAGCAAUAGAACAGUAUAUGUUUGAGGAACAUGAGAAAUUAAAAUUGGCUGCUACAGAAUGUAUGUGUAAUAUGGUUAUGAAUGAAAAGGUAGUAGAGCUGUAUGAAGCAGAAAAUGACCGAGUUAAACUGAUGUAUUUAUAUUGUGGAGAGGAAGAACCAAAAUUAGUCAAGGCUGCCGCAGGAGCAAUUGCAGUGUUAACACAGAGUGAAAUUAUAUGUAAUAAAAUUAUAAAUAUUCAAUGCUGGUUGGAAGUUCUGCAAACUCUGGUAGCCAAUGAGGAUCUAGACAUUCAGCAUCGUGGCUGUUACAUCGCUUACAAUAUGGUCAACUCCAGUCAGAAAAUAGCCGAAAAAAUCUUUGAGAGUCAACUGUUUGAGAUUAUGAUGGCAGUGACGAAGCUUGAACAACAGGAACGUGCCAGAUCUAAAGAACUUUGUGAAGAUGCUUUACAAAAGGCUGUAGAAUAUGGCAUGGUCAAACCAAGGAUUGAGGAUUAGAGAGGCCAAUAUUGGUCUGUAAUCAAGGGUUGCAUGUUAAAAUGGACUUUGAAACCCUUUUAGAUCAUUUGACAUCAUACUUCACCAAAAUGGUAGAAACUCAGAUUUCAUGACAAAAAUGCAUUUUAGAUUGAUGGUUAAAUGGAACAAAGCAACGUGCAAAAUAUCAGUUUGGAUUGAUGGCUAAAACACAGAAGAAGGAAAAGUGCCUAUCAGCAAAUUUUAAAGAUAUCGAGAUUGAUGGUUAAAAUGUAAAAGAAAGCAAAGUGCAAAUUAGCAAAGACUUGUGUAUGGGGAAAAAUUCAUUUUGCAUUAUUCAGUAGAUAAAUCAAUAACUACAUCACUUGACAUUAAUCAUACUGCUGUUGAGAUCAAAAUUUUGUGCAAUAAUUUCUUUUUUCCUCAAGUUUUUAUCAUUUUGUGAAUGAACUAAGGAUCUUCGGGCAGAGAAAAACUUGUGCCUUUUUAGAUCUGAUGCAGUUUUCAAUAUUUUCAUACUAUUUGUAAAUUAAUGAAAAUUUUAUAUCUUGAUAUUCCAUCCAUGUACAUAUUCCAAAUUGUUUUAUUUAUAAAUUUAUUUAUUUGUCAACAUCUACUUAACCUUAAUAUAAUUUCCCUUAUUGCACACAACUUUUUGCAUUGUGUUCUUUGUCCUCUAUUUUACUUAGUAAUAUGUAGUACUUCCUUUUCAAGAGCACUAGCAAGUAAUUUGUUUAGUACUUUUUAUCAAAAUUACUUCAUUGUGCAAUGCAUGAUGUUGCCUCUUUUUAAACUAUCUUGUACAUUGUGUAAUUAAGCUAUGAAUUUUGUAAUUAAUGUAUGAGAGUGUUUCCAUUUCAUUUUAUAGAUCAGAAAGAUUGAGAAAAUAAAAGAAUAUACUUGACUAAUU